Messenger RNA from Mya arenaria, 588 nucleotides. RefSeq lists its product as uncharacterized. The record is from RefSeq and is a predicted model, not a curated record. Lineage: Eukaryota; Metazoa; Mollusca; Bivalvia; Myida; Myidae. The coding region runs from base 1 to 588 and encodes 195 amino acids. The transcript has a single exon.
AUGCCUUCUGACUACGCCUGCCUACAGUCUUCCUACAUGGAAUCAAACAGAGACGUAAACUUGAAGGGAGACAGUCCGUUUGAAUGCCUUCUGACUACGUCUGCCUACAUGGAAUCAAACAGAGACGUAAAGUUGAAGGGAGGCAGUCCGUUUGAAUGCCUUCUGACUACGUCUGCCUACAUGGAAUCAAACAGAGACGUAAAGUUGAAGGGAGACAGUCCGUUUGAAUGCCUUCUGACUACGUCUGCCUACAUGGAAUCAAACAGAGACGUAAAGUUGAAGGGAGACAGUCCGUUUGAAUGCCUUCUGACUUCGUCUGCCUACAUGGAAUCAAACAGAGACGUAAACUUGAAGGGAGGCAGUCCGUUUGAAUGCCUUCUUACUACGUCUGCCUACAUGGAAUCAAACAGAGACGUAAAGUUGAAGGGAGACAGUCCGUUUGAAUGCCUUCUUACUACGUCUGCCUACAUGAACUCAAACAGAGACGUAAAGUUGAAGGGAGACAGUCCGUUUGAAUGCCUUCUUACUACGUCUGCCUACAUGAACUCAAACAGAGACGUUAACUUGAAUGGAAACAGUCCAUUUUAA